GUCAGCGGCGCGCCGCCUGUGAAAGAAAAAGCCGGUUGCUAGGGGAGUGAGAAAGAAAGGGAGGGUGCCGAACACGGAAGUGAUGGCAGCGCCUUGGGAGUAGGUGGAGGCGGUGACCGCAAUGUGUGAGACAGGAACUCAGCGCCGACGGGUGGGGGCUUGCACAAAGGCAUCGGCCUUUUCGGACCUACACGAGGUGCAGAAGUGGCUGGGCCUCCCUUCUCCACCUUAGCGAGCACUCAAGAGGGAUGGCGAUGGUGAUGGCGGCAGUUUCUCGGACAGCCCCAGUUAAGCUGCGGUCUGAGAGAUAUAUCCAGAGAGUGCCCAGAAGAAACUUCCUGCUGGAAAAACUGAAAAAGCAGUAUUUAUAACACUGGAAUUUGUGGAUAACUUGUUAAAAUGGCAGAAAAUAGUGAAAGUAUUAGCAAAAAUGUAGAUGUGAGGCCCAAAACUAGUCGAAGUAGAAGUGCUGACAGAAAGGACGGUUAUGUGUGGAGUGGAAAGAAACUAUCUUGGUCAAAAAAGAGUGAAAGUUGUUCAGAUGCUGAAACAGUGAAUGCUGUAGAGAAAACUGAAGUUCCUUUAAGGAGCCAAGAAAGGAAGCACAGCUGUUCAUCUAUCGAGUUGGAUUUAGAUCAUUCCUGUGGGCAUAGAUUUUUAGGCCGCUCUCUUAAACAGAAACUGCAAGAUGCCGUGGGGCAGUGUUUUCCAAUAAAGAAUUGUAGUGGUCGGCACUCUUCGGGGCUUCCAUCUAAAAGGAAAAUUCAUAUCAGUGAACUCAUGUUAGAUAAGUGUCCUUUCCCACCUCGAUCAGAUUUAGCCUUUAGGUGGCACUUUAUUAAACGACACACUGCUCCUAUAAAUUCCAAAUCCAGUGAAUGGGUAAGCACAGACUCGUCUCAGAGUGAACUGAGGGAUAGUCAGCUAAAACAAAGAAGAAACGUGGAAGAAGAGGUAAACUGCUUCUCACAAACCAAUGUUCAGCCCUGUGUCAUAACCACCAACAGUGCUUCUUCAUGUAGAGGUGGUCCCAUGACUGGCUCUGUGAUGAACCUGCUUUCAAAUAACAGUAUAGAAGAUAGUGAUAUGGAUUCGGAUGAUGAAAUUAUUACACUUUGCACAAGUUCCAGGAAAAGAAACAAACCCAAAUGGGAAAUGGAUGAAGAAAUCCUGCAGUUGGAAACACCUCCUAAGUACCAUACCCAGAUUGAUUAUGUCCACUGUCUUGUACCAGACCUCCUGCAGAUCAAUAACAAUCCAUGUUACUGGGGAGUUAUGGAUAAAUAUGCAGCUGAAGCUCUACUAGAGGGAAAACCAGAGGGUACCUUUUUACUUCGAGACUCAGCACAGGAAGACUAUUUAUUCUCAGUCAGUUUUAGACGCUAUAGUCGUUCUCUUCAUGCUAGAAUUGAACAAUGGAAUCACAACUUUAGCUUUGAUGCACAUGAUCCUUGUGUCUUCCAUUCUCCUGACAUUACUGGGCUCCUAGAACAUUAUAAGGACCCAAGUGCCUGUAUGUUCUUUGAACCACUUUUAUCCACUCCUUUAAUUCGGACUUUCCCCUUUUCCUUGCAGCAUAUAUGCAGAACAGUUAUUUGUAACUGUACAACUUAUGAUGGCAUUGAUGCCCUUCCAAUUCCUUCUUCUAUGAAAUUAUAUCUGAAGGAAUAUCACUAUAAAUCAAAAGUUAGAGUACUCAGGAUUGAUGCACCAGAACAAUGCUAGGGAAUGUGUAGGAAUAUGGGAAUGAUUAUAUAUACAUAUUUUCAUUUAAUAUUUUAUUUUUCUUAUGUCACUUUGAAUUUUUCUACAAGGGCAGUUCAAAUCUAAAAUAAAUCUCUGCCCUAAAUUUUACUUCCAGAUCAGUUUAUUUUUCUUAAGAUAAACUAAUUGUUUAAAGUUACACACUAGGGGUUAAUGAAUAUUUUUGACCAGGUGUUUGGUUUUUGGUUUUACAGAUAGAUUGUAUACUUAAUUUUUUUUCUUAAUUGUAAUUUGCUUAAGGUCCAGGGAUAUUUGAAAUUUGGUAGGCAUUGCAAAUACAAUUAAGUAAUCUAUAUUUCGUACUUUCCUUUAAAAAUAAGCUUAUGUCCUUUCCUACAUGUUCCCUUGUUAACCUAUGCCAUUGGCAUCCCUAUACAUAAAAUACAGUUUCCUCAUCCCCCUUUCCCGAGUUGUUUUAAAAUUCUUCAGUUAACCUGAGUGUGUUGUAAUUCACAAUCCAUAUCAAUGUAAUUGAGUCUUGUACCUUAAUAAUAAACAGUAGGGAUGUUAAAGGUAACAAAAUGGUUUGAAAUUAAACUUGAAGUGUUUUCAUUUUAAAUACUAACUAUAAAGCAGUAUUACUAAAUUUGAUUAAUCUGAUUAGGAAGAAUCAAAUGAGAACAUGACUUUUUGGAAGUGAAUUUAUUUUCUACACUGUAGCAUGGUCAUUUAUUUUUGAAUAGGUCUUUUACUCAACCUAGAUGAGUUGCUAUCUUCAGAACAAAUAUUGUUCCUUUCUCGCUGGAAGCUUUAAAAAUAAUAACACUAUUAGUAUAGUAAUUACUAACAUAUUAAAGCAACUAUGGGGUUUUUCUGUAUUUACUUAUGAAGCAUUUCUUCUGAUUACCCUUUUCAUAGAAACUCUGAGCCUGUUAUUUUGGAGAGAUGCCACGGUUUUAUAAACAGCCAGAAAUUUCCAUCAGUAACCAAAGAGGACCUAAGUAGUCUUCAUUAUUUUAAAGUGAGCUUCACUAAGGAUUCAAGAAGUAAAACAUGGAGCUCGGUUUUUUGAAACUUAAUAUUGGUUUUGAUUUUCAAGUUUCAAAUAAUUAUUCCUGUCUUCAGAAUUAACAUGUCUUUACUGUGGCUUCAAAAAAGGAAAAAUGUUUUGCGAGCUACAUGGCUUACACCAUACUGAAUAGCACUAGGCACUAGAAGUAGUAUUUUAAAUUUGCUAUCCCAGUACAGAAGCAUUUUUAGAAAUGUCAUCCCAGUAUGAUAAAGGUAAAUGGAGUGAUACCUUAUCUAACUCCACUUUUUUAAAGAGUCAGUGCAUAAUAAAUUUCUCAGACAGUUUUUUCUUCUGGUGAGCUGUCUAGCCCUUUGUACAAAUUGGCAUUUUUAAUAUCCUAGUAAUUGAUUUCUUUCUUUCUUUCUUUCUUUUUUUCCUAGUAAUUGAUUUCUUGAUGCUAAUUUAGGUCCGGUAGGAAGCUGCUUCUACCUGGAUUGGAAGAAAUUUGACUCAAGUUUCCAAGUUAGAACAGAUGUUUAAGUAUCAUUGCUUUUAUGUUGAAGUAGCAUUUCCCUUUCCUGCAGUUCUGUUGUAAACAUAAAGAUGGCAUUUUUCAGUAGUAGCUUUAAAAUACAUUUUAAGCAGUUACAACAAAAUUAAAUCAAGAAAAUAUCUUACCAUUUUCUAGCAUUUUUUUUUUCUCAGUGAUCUCAAGAUUGUCUUAUUCCAGGUAGGGUAACUACUAAUUAUGGCACCUGUCUGUGGAGUAAUGAGGCUCAGGAUAUCAUUAACACCGAUAUCGGGAUAAAUAUCUCUUCUAAAGAUGAUACUUCCCUUUUUCAAAAGUAGAAAAGUCUCAUACUACCUCAUCUUUAUUGUGACACUUUUUGUAGAUCACUGAGAAGCUUGUCUUAUUUACCAAUAAACUGCUUCCUAAAUAUCCAUUUUUGGUGAAAGAACACUAAUAGUGUAGUAAGACUCUACCCAUGAUUAUAGUUUUUUAUCAGAAUUUGAUAAUGAGACUUUCUGUUUCUGUGAAACAAUUAUUGUUUUAAAUAUUUUUCUUUUAAAAGUAACUUUUUAUCAGUACAGAAAAACCUUAGGGAUGACUAGCUAACAAAUAUUCUGUUAUAGAGUAAUUUUGUAAAGAAAAAAUGAAAUAUAAUUAUGUUGUCUUUUAUAAUGGUAAAAAUUAAUGUUUAUAUGAAAAUCAAGAUAUGAGUAGCUUUUCAUAUAUUCAAACUGGUUGCUUGUGAUAUAUUUUCUUUGGCUUUCUUAUUUUUUCAACUUAAAGGUAUUAAUAACUGUUAACAUUUUCAAAAUACUGCCAUAUAUAUAUCCUUGAAGUAAAUGAUCUAAUAAAUGAGAGCAGGGAAGAGACUCAUUUACUCUGAAAUGGUUUGUAUUUUUCCUUUGGUAUUUGCUAGAGUGAAAAGAAAUAUGGAAAGUACAAGUAUAAAGACUUGAGAAGGGAAUUGUUAACCACGAAGGAAAAAGGAAAGAGUAAUUAAUUUUUUAAAACAUUAAAGAAUUGGAAUUCAGAAAGGUUAAUACCUUUCUCUUUGUGGGGAUAAAUUUGGAAGAGCAUCCAGUAUUCACAAACCUAUUUUUAAAAUGUAAAAUGUGUAAUUAUUGGAAUAUAUAAAACAAAAGUGACUAAGUCAUGAAAGGAACGUAAGGAAAGAUACAAAUAUAUCUAAAUAUAAAUUUUGUAACUCUAGGUUUGUGGGCAUUUGAAAAGUGUAAAUUCCAGAGUUGAGAAAGCAUCAGCAUGGUGGAAAUGUCUAGAGCUUAUUGGUGAGAGAAGAUGGAGCUAAAAGAAACAAGAUAAAAUAUUAAAAUUAAGAAUUUAGGCAUCACCUCAGGGAAGAGCCUUGAUAGUGAAAGGGAACUACUUAACUGCUAAUAGCUGGUCUGGACCAGACACUUAACUGCGCUUUGGGAAUCAUCCUGCACUAAUCAGGAAAUAAACUUGACUUUUCUAUUUCUCAAGCUUUUCAGGACAAUCCCACCACCACCACCAUGCAUUUUUUCUUUUUUUUUAA
This is a messenger RNA of Mustela erminea (ermine), 4761 nucleotides long. It is a transcript of the gene SOCS4, whose product is annotated as suppressor of cytokine signaling 4. The record is from RefSeq and is a predicted model, not a curated record. The transcript has 2 exons. Gene Ontology annotation, cellular component: phosphatidylinositol 3-kinase complex. Bases 400 to 1725 code for a protein of 441 amino acids. Gene Ontology annotation, biological process: phosphatidylinositol phosphate biosynthetic process; positive regulation of proteasomal ubiquitin-dependent protein catabolic process; negative regulation of epidermal growth factor-activated receptor activity. Gene Ontology annotation, molecular function: 1-phosphatidylinositol-3-kinase regulator activity. NCBI's taxonomy places the organism in Eukaryota, Metazoa, Chordata, Mammalia, Carnivora, Mustelidae.